AAUGGCAUGGUAUAGAAUUAUUCUGUGCUUGUCCUUCCAUGGUAUUAUUGCAAUCAGAAAUGAUAUUAAUUUGGAAAAUCUUUUGGACCGAAUGGAAACUUAUGAAAAGAAAAUAGCCAAACUUGAAAUGGAGGUUGAAAGGAUGUCUGUAAUUGAGAAAGAAGCAGCCGAAUUACGACAAAUAGUUAAAGGUAAUAGUCGACAUCGAAGAUUUCUUUUGAAUGAAGGUCCUGGUGUGGCCUUCUCUGCCUACAAAUCGGCAUCCUUUGACGCAACGUCAUUUGGCCUUAGACAAACGUUCAUUUAUGACCAUGUUGAAUGCAAUGUUGGAAAUGGUUAUGAAAACUUCACAGGUAUUUUUCGACCAUCACUUCCAGGGACAUAUGCAUUUACAUGGACAGUAUGUGCGAGCGGAAGCGUCAAUAGUGAGAUCGGAGUGGAAUUAGUGAUCGAUAAUAAAGUCCACGGAAGUAUUUAUGUUGAUUCCGAAACGCAUGCUGAAGAACACUGUUCAACUGGGUUCGUCAUACAUACCCUCAAAACUGGAGAUGUAGUUUACACCAGAUCACAGGGGGCAGGACACGAAGGUACCAUCAGAAGCGAUAAAUAUACCAGGACAACAUUCUCAGGAUGGCUUUUGUUCUAUUAAAUGUGAAAACAUAUUGCACUUAUGGUUUACCAGUAUUUGUAAA
This is a messenger RNA of Mytilus trossulus (common blue mussel), 692 nucleotides long. RefSeq names its product complement C1q-like protein 3. The record is from RefSeq and is a predicted model, not a curated record. The transcript has 2 exons. Gene Ontology annotation, molecular function: protein binding. Bases 2 to 649 code for a protein of 215 amino acids. NCBI's taxonomy places the organism in Eukaryota, Metazoa, Mollusca, Bivalvia, Mytilida, Mytilidae.